Messenger RNA from Osmerus eperlanus (European smelt), 4616 nucleotides. RefSeq names its product plexin A2 (gene plxna2). NCBI's taxonomy places the organism in Eukaryota, Metazoa, Chordata, Actinopteri, Osmeriformes, Osmeridae. Gene Ontology annotation, biological process: negative regulation of cell adhesion; regulation of cell shape; regulation of cell migration. The record is from RefSeq and is a predicted model, not a curated record. Gene Ontology annotation, molecular function: semaphorin receptor activity; protein binding. Gene Ontology annotation, cellular component: semaphorin receptor complex; plasma membrane.
GGCUUUGGCUAGAGCCACCGAUUCGUGCCAGUCCUAGCACAACCCUACAAGAAAGGCAGUGCGAGUAGUGAAUCAAAUGCUGCGAAAUUGUAGCCCAUGCUGACGAUACCGGACGAUGGCAAGCCAAACCGUGUCUAGGGUAGGCUAGAGGACAUUCCAUUUUAAACUGAAGGAAUGUGCCAUAUCGCAGGCAUGUCUCUAUAAAUUCGUAGAAAGUGUCAACGAAAGCUUACGAAGUUACGCGCUAAAUUCAGAGAUCAGUUUUGAGCCAGCAUUGCAGCCGUGCAGCACAGCGCAAUGGAUGUGUAUGAAUGAGAGACGGGUUAGAGUGCCCUAUCCUAUGUCAUUUUCUAGGAAACAAGAGGGAUCUAGCUAGCAAUCUUUAAUUACGCAAACAUCAUUGAGAGGUGCUGUGUCAGACUUUUGGUACUCGGAACAUUCCGUGGAUUUAAGUUGUUCAGUCCAUUACCAAAAGACGACGAACACUGCGAGGCUAUAAAAUAGCCGAAAACAGGAGACCUCGUUGAAACCUAGAGAAACAUGUGAAGACCCUGGUGAAGCAUCAAACGGAAAGUUAGCCUUCAGCAACGCAAAGGGGAAGGUAGCCGCCCUCCUGCCAUCCUCCCUCUCCUCCUCCCACAUCUCUGUUUCGUCUGCUGUUGCCUUGCAGGCCCCCGUGAGCCAUGGAAGGCUGGCGGGUCGCACGCAGGACAUUCUCACCAGGCCCUGCAGGGGGCGCCAUGCUGGUGCUGCUGGCCUGCUGGCUCCUGGCGUUCUCCGCCGUGUGCAGCAGCCAGACCUUCACCAGCUUCCACCCCGAGAGGCGGGAGUGGGCCUUUAACCACCUGACCGUCCAUCAGAAUACCGGGGCGCUGUACAUCGGCGCUGUCAACCGCGUCUACAAGCUGUCAGGGAACCUCACCCUGCUGGUGUCCCACGACACGGGCCCCGAGGACGACAACAAGGCCUGCUACCCCCCGCUGAUCGUCCAGCCCUGCUCCGAGCCCCUGGUCUCCACCAACAACGUCAACAAGCUGCUGCUCAUCGACUACUCCCAGAACCGUCUGCUGGCGUGCGGUAGCCUGUACCAGGGCGUGUGCAAGCUGCUGAGGCUGGACGACCUGUUCAUCCUGGUGGAGCCGUCCCACAAGAAGGAGCACUACCUCUCCAGCGUCAACCAGACGGGCACCAUGUACGGGGUGAUCGUGCCCUCCACCCAGGGCCAGGACGGGACCCUGUUCAUCGGGACGGCCGUGGACGGCAAACAGGACUACUUCCCCACCAUCUCCAGCCGCAAGCUCCCCCGCGACCCCGAGUCGUCCUCCAUGCUGGACUACGAGCUGCACACAGACUUUGUGUCGUCGCUCAUCAAGAUCCCGUCCGACACGCUGGCGCUCGUCUCCCACUUCGACAUCUACUACGUGUACGGCUUCGCCAGCGGCGCCUUCGUCUUCUUCCUGACCGUGCAGCCCGAGACGCCCGAGAACAGCAUGUCGUCGGGCGGCUCCUCCGCCGACCUCUUCUACACGUCGCGCAUCGUGCGCCUCUGCAAGGACGACAGGAAGUUCCACUCGUACGUGUCGCUGCCGGUGGGCUGCGUGAAGAACGGCGUGGAGUACCGCCUGCUGCAGGCCGCCCACCUGGCCAAGCCCGGCAGCGUGCUGGCCGCCGCGCUUAACAUCAGCGCCCAGGACGACGUGCUGUUCACCGUCUUCUCCAAGGGCCAGAAGCAGUACCACCGCCCGCCCGAUGAUUCGGCGCUCUGCGUCCUCACCAUUCGCGACAUCAACGCCCGCAUCAAGGAGCGCCUGCAGUCCUGCUACCAGGGCGAGGGCAACCUGGAGCUCAACUGGCUGCUAGGGAAGGAUGUGCAGUGCACUAAGGCGCCCGUACCCAUCGAUGACUCCUUCUGUGGGCUGGACAUCAACCAGCCCCUUGGAGGCUCCCAGCUGGUCACAGGCCACACCCUCUACACGGAGACCCGCGACCGCAUGACCUCCGUCACCUCCUACGUCUACAACGGCUACUGCGUGGCCUUCGUGGGGACCAAGAGCGGCCGCCUCAAGAAGAUCCGCGUGGACGGGCCUCCUCAUGGCGGGGUGCAGUAUGAGACUGUGUCGGUCAUCAAGGACGGCAGCCCCAUCCUGAGAGACAUGGCCUUCUCCCUGGACCGCAACUACCUCUACGUGAUGUCAGAGAGACAGGUGACACAGGUCCCCAUAGAGUCAUGUGAGCAGUAUGGGACAUGUGGAGAGUGUCUGAGUUCUGGAGACCCCCACUGUGGCUGGUGUGUCCUGCACAACAUGUGUCUCUCCUGUGUGAACAGUGCCUUCCGCUGCCACUGGUGCAAGUACCGCAACCUGUGUACCCACGAUCCCUCCAGCUGCUCCUAGGAGGGACGCGUCAACGCCUCCGAGGACUGCCCCCAGCUGGUGCGCUCCGAGGAGAUCCUCAUCCCAGCAGGGGAGGUGAAGCCCAUCACCAUGAAGGCCAGGAACCUGCCCCAGCCCCAGUCUGGCCAGCGCGGCUACGAGUGCGUGCUCCACAUCCAGGGGGUCAGCCACCGUGUCACCGCGCUGCGCUUCAACUUCAGCGUCCAGUGUCAGAACAGCUCGUAUCUGUAUGAGGGGAUGAAGAUCAGCGAGCUGCCGGUGGAUUUCUCAGUGGUGUGGAACGGCAACUUCAUUAUUGAUAACCCUGAGAACAUCCAAGUGCACCUGUACAAGUGUGCGGCGCAGCGGGACAGCUGUGGGGUGUGCCUGAAGGCGGAGAGGAAGUUCCAGUGUGGGUGGUGCUCCGGGGAGGGGCGCUGCACCCUGCGCCACCACUGCCCCCCCCUCAACCCCUACACCACCCGCUGGCUCGACCUGUCCAGCAAGAACGUCAAGUGUACCAACCCACGCAUCUCUGAGGUGACUCCCAUAGCAGGACCUCCGGAGGGGGGCACACGGGUAACCAUCCAUGGUAAGAACCUGGGCCUGGCCUUCGCUGACAUGGUGGGGAACGUGGAGGUGGCCGGGGUGCGCUGCAGCCCCGUGGAGGAUGGCUACAUCAUCGCUGAGCAGAUCGUGUGUGAGAUGGAUGCGGCCCCUGCAGACAGCAAGUCUGGACCAGUUCAGCUGUGUGUAGGAGAAUGCAAACCUGAGCUAAAGACCCACUCCACUCAGCUCUACUCCUUUGUGAUUCCAUCCGUGCAGGGUCUCUCCCCCAGCCGAGGGCCAGAGUCAGGGGGCACCAAGGUCACCAUCAUGGGCGAGAACCUGGGGGCUGGCAGCAGUGUCAAUGUCCAGUUUGGGAACCAGACCUGCGAGUUCUAUGGGAGGUCCAUGACGGAGAUUGUGUGUUACUCUGCACCCUCUCUGUCGGGGGUGGGCUUGGUGCAGAUCAGCGUGAGUGUGGACCGGGCCCAGGUCCGAGAGAGCCUGAGCUUCGAGUACAUGGAAGACCCCACGGUCCAGCGCAUCGAGCCUGAGUGGAGCAUCGCCAGUGGCCACACCCCUCUGAUGGUGACAGGAACCAAUCUGGACAUAGUCCAGGAGCCCAGGAUCAGAGUCAAGUAUGGAGGGAAAGAGUCUGUCAACGUGUGUAAGGUUCUGAACGCCACCAGUAUGAGCUGCUUCGCCCCCUCCCUGGUAACAGAGUACCGCCUCGGCCUGGACUCGGUCAAGCACACCGACGAGUUUGGCUUCGUGUUCAACAACGUCCAGGCUCUGCUGGUCUACAACAACACCAACUUCCUGUACUACCCCAACCCCUACUUCGAACCGCUCAGCACCAACGGGGUUCUGGAGCAGAAGCCCGGCUCGCCUAUCAUCCUCAAGGGAAGAAACCUGGUGCCCCCGGCCUCAGGGGGGGUGAAGCUCAACUACACCGUGCUGAUUGGGGACACCCCCUGCUCCGUCACUGUGUCAGAGAGCCAGCUGCUCUGUGAGCCGCCAAAUCUCACCGGACAGUACAAAAUCAUGGUCCAGGUGGGCGGUCUCCACGUGUCUCCGGGCGCCGUCCACAUCCUGUCUGACAGCCUGCUCACCCUCCCGGCCAUCGUCAGCAUCGCCGCUGGCGGCGGCCUGCUCCUCAUCAUCGUCAUCCUCGUCCUCAUCGCCUACAAACGCAAGUCACGAGAGAAUGACCUCACUCUCAAGCGCCUGCAGAUGCAGAUGGACAACCUGGAGUCCAGGGUGGCACUGGAGUGCAAGGAAGCCUUCGCAGAGCUGCAGACGGACAUCAACGAGCUGACCAGCGAUCUGGACCGCGCCGGCAUCCCCCACCUGGACUACAGAACCUACGCCAUGAGGGUGCUCUUCCCCGGCAUCGAGGACCAUCCUGUGCUGAGGGAGCUGGAGGUGUCUGGUAACGGCCAGCUGCACGUGGAGAAGGCUCUGAAGGUGUUUGGUCAGCUCAUCAACAACAAGGUGUUCCUCCUGACCUUCAUCCGCACGCUGGAGAUGCAGCGCUCCUUCUCCAUGCGCGACCGUGGCAACGUGGCGUCGCUCAUCAUGACGGCGCUGCAGGGGCGCCUGGAGUACGCCACCGACGUGCUCAAGCACCUGCUGUCCGACCUCAUCGAGCGCAACCUGGAGAGCAAGAACCACCCCAAGCUGCUGCUGCGCAGGUGG